This is a messenger RNA of Budorcas taxicolor (takin), 1200 nucleotides long. RefSeq names its product CD99 molecule (Xg blood group) (gene CD99). Gene Ontology annotation, biological process: homotypic cell-cell adhesion; T cell extravasation; positive regulation of neutrophil extravasation. The coding region runs from base 79 to 645 and encodes 188 amino acids. The transcript has 10 exons. Lineage: Eukaryota; Metazoa; Chordata; Mammalia; Artiodactyla; Bovidae. The record is from RefSeq and is a predicted model, not a curated record.
UCCUGCCCGCCCACCGCAGCCCGUGCGGCAGCGCGCGCGCCACUCCCGGGACGCUCCCUGCGCGGCGAGGGGCGCACCAUGGCGCGUCGGGCCGCCCUAACGCUGCUCCUGUUCGGCCUGCUCGGAAGCCUGGUGUCCACCCAGGAUGAUUUCGAUUUAUCGCUCGCCCUUGAUGAUGACAAGAAACCCACUCCUCCUCCACAAAAACCAGCGCCCGGGAAUGAUGACUUCGAUUUGACCGAUGCCAUUGGUGGUGGAGGAGACGACGACCGAGUGUCACCCAAGCCGCCGAAGCCAAAACCUCAGCCAAACCCCAAGCAGCCUGGCACUUCUGGGAGUGAUAACUGGGAUUUAAACGAUGCCCUUGAUGGUGGAGGAAAGGGUGGCGGAGCGUCACCCGACUCACCGAACUCAAAACCUCAGCCAGACCCCAAGCAGCCUGACUCUAACGAGGAAUCUCCAGGCGUGAUCCCGGGGAUCGUGGGUGCCGUCGUGGUGGCCUUGGGAGGAGCCAUCUCCAGCUUCAUCGCCUACCAGAAGAAGAAGCUGUGCUUCAAAGAGAAUGCCGAAGAAGGCGAGGUGAAUAUGGAGAACCAUCGCACCAAGGCUGAGCCAGCAGUUCAACAGACUCUUCUGGAGAAAUAAAGACGUUUGGCAGCCGAGCAACCGCAGCGGAUCGCGAGCUUGCCUGCCGAGCCGCUCCAGAGAUGGGCCGGAGGAGCAGAGAUGGCCCCCUGGGACCUCGCCCCGGCUUGUCCGUGCCUUCUCAAGCUGGAUUCCUCGUUUCACCGCUCGGAUGCUUUAUCCCCCGCUCCCCUCUCCACCACGUCCCCCUCCGCCGGGCUGGGCGGGUGAAACUUGACUUGUGGUGAGUUUUCCAUCCACCAGGGGGGAAAAUCACAUGCGCCUUCUCCACGACCCCGAGGGGGCUUUCCCGUGAGUGCAGGGAACGUCCGACCGACUGAUCGCCAAGGCCCAUCCAAGUUGCCAAGUUCCCAACCAUCAUCGUGCAAACGCCACCGAAGUUCCCCGAGCGGAAACUCUGGACCGUUUACAAACUGCCUGUAAAUGGAAUGCUUCUGAAACCAUUAACGAAGUGGGCGUUAAGCCUCAAGCAAAUUUCCUCAAAAGUUCUUUCAUUUCUCGUGAAAUUUUUUUUUUUUCCCACACCAGACUAAUAAAAAGAAAUUUAGAAAUCAA